This is a messenger RNA of Carassius gibelio (silver crucian carp), 2292 nucleotides long. RefSeq names its product equilibrative nucleoside transporter 2. Gene Ontology annotation, cellular component: plasma membrane; basolateral plasma membrane. NCBI's taxonomy places the organism in Eukaryota, Metazoa, Chordata, Actinopteri, Cypriniformes, Cyprinidae. The coding region runs from base 442 to 1857 and encodes 471 amino acids. Gene Ontology annotation, biological process: uridine transmembrane transport; nucleoside transmembrane transport; adenine transport. The record is from RefSeq and is a predicted model, not a curated record. The transcript has 15 exons. Gene Ontology annotation, molecular function: nucleoside transmembrane transporter activity.
UUAUUCCGAAGAGGGUUCAGGAUACGGACACAGGAGUUAUUUUGCACGCUCAAGAGGAACCACACAUGCAGUUGGUGAAAGGGUGGUUUCUCACAGCCGCAGCUUUGCCAACUUCCGAAGAAACCCACGAGAAAAAAGACCAUGCGGUGUUCAUCCUCCUGAGAGACGCGCUUCUGAAGAAAUCAGUCCGUGUUUGGAAGCGUGUGGUGGACAUUACGCGUUUUGAAUCGGGGAGAUGAAGUGAGAGGAUAACCAAAAAAAUCAUCGUGAAAACAGAAACGCCAUGUUUGGCCACAUGCACACUCACGUUUAGUGUAGAUAACACUUCAGUGUGGACGCGCUGCAGCUGCAGCAGUCAUGGACAGACGUUGUUCUUCUGGACACUCAGUUCUGUGAAGGUACUGCAGUAUGUCACCUAGAUCUUUACCGUAUUUGGAGUAAAUGAAGGCAAAGGUCUGCCAGCUGUACAAAAUGAGCCCGAGAGAAGACGCCCCUGCAGACCGCGGUUUCCUGGUGGGGAUCAUAUUCUUCAUCCUUGGCCUGGGAACGCUGUUGCCAUGGAACUUCUUCAUGACGGCAUCUAUGUAUUUCAACAACAGACUCAACGUGUCUGAACGGAGUAAUGAAACCGAAACCACCAGGAAGGAGUAUUAUUUCAAUAACUGGAUGACUCUGCUGUCCCAGCUGCCUUUGCUGCUCUUCACUCUGCUCAACUCUUUUCUCUAUCAGUGGAUCUCUGAGAAGAUGAGGAUAGCAGGCAGUCUGGUCUUCAUCCUCAUCCUCUUCAUCCUCACAGCUGUGCUGGUGAAGAUCCCAAUGGAGGAGGACCGCUUCUUCUCCGUCACCAUGGCCACCAUCUGGUUCAUCAACUCGUUUGGCGCUGUGUUACAGGGAAGUCUGUUUGGUUUGGUGGGUUUGUUGCCGCAGAGGUACAGCGCUGUCUUUAUGAGCGGACAGGGGCUCGCUGGGACAUUCGCUGCUCUUGCAAUGAUCUUCGCCAUCACAAGUGAAGCUGAUAGUGAGUCUGCAGCUCUGGGUUAUUUCAUCACUCCGUGUGUCGGGACCCUCGUCACGCUCUUCAGUUACAUGCUGCUGCCAAAACUGGAGUUUGCUAUAUUUUACCUGGACAGCAAACGCAAGAGUUACGAGCUUGAGACGUCCAGCCAUCUGCUCCCUACAGAUGCUGCUGAAGACCGUGUGAAGAGCAGCGGUCCGUCUAAUGGCUCGGUGGUGAACGGGGAUCCUAAUAGAGCUGAGAGUGAUGAAGAGGAGGGUGUGAAGCAGGCCUUCAUCCCGCUGCCGCCAGGAAACAGGUCGUCUCCUCAGAAGAGCUCCAUCCUGCAGGUCUUUAAACAGAUCUGGGUAAUGGCGUUUUGUGUGACGUUUGUGUUCACGGUUACUCUGUCAGUUUUCCCUGCGGUUACGGUGGAUGUAAAAACUGUGUACGGAGGGAAAUGGGAACGAUACUUCAUUCCUGUUCUGUGUUUUCUCUUCUUUAAUUUGAUGGACUUUAUUGGCAGAUCGGUCACGUUAGUUUCUAAGUGGCCGUCUAAAGACAGUCGUUUGUUCCCGCUGCUGGUGGUCUGUCGAGUGGUCUUCGUCCCGCUGCUCAUGAUGUGUAACGUACAGGAGAGACACAUCAUGCCUGUGCUCUUCUCAAACGACGUCAUGUUCGCUGCCAUCAUGGUGUUUUUCUCUGUGUCCAGCGGAUACUUUGUGUGUCUGUCCAUGACCUACGCACCACAACUCGUGGAGCCUAAAGAUGGCGAGACGGCCGGUGCGUUGAUGGCGUUUUUUCUGGCUCUUGGUCUGUCUCUGGGAGCUGCGUUGUCGUUCCCUCUGCGUUUUCUGGUCUGACCUCCCCGUCUCACUCUCGGCUCUCGGGCGUCUGCAGAAGGGCUGCGAUAAUAAAUCAAUAACAGCAGAUGCUGCCCUAAUCACUUCUUGAUAGGUGAUGCAUCAGGAUAUAUUCCCAGCCCUAGUCUGUCACAAAUGUAACGGCAUUGCACUUUAUUUGACAGCUUAAAAGGAAGUAAGUUAUGAAAGGGACAUUAUAAUUUGCAUUUCUUUAAAUAAUGAAGUCUUUAUUACUGAUAUAUUUGCAUUUUCUGUAUACAGAGUGGGAUCCGAUAGUCUGAGACCACGAUCACUUCAGUUUGGGGAUUUUGAGAAACAUGUAUUGCAUAAAACACAGCAUCUCUGAUUCUGCACUAUUUCUGGGUCAGUAAUCGCAUAAGAGAAAAAAAAAAGUGCGACUCCUUUGUGCUCUUUGCCCAAGUCAUGCUGGGAAAA